AUGCGUUCGCCGACUUCACUCUUGGUUCUGCUAUGGACAAUGGUGUCGAUAGCUUUGGCAGCUGAUUCUGUCCACCUUUCUGGCACGUCGCAGCUCGCGACACAUGGCCGCGUCACACCUCGCAAGCUAACAGCUCCCUCCCUUCUAGGUGUUGCAUCCCAAUUACCUCCUCAUGAGCGCCUCGUCCACGCCCAAGACCGCUCGAGACAGGCCGCCCUGACGCAGAAGCUGGGGCCCGGCGCAUUCAAGGUGUCCAUUCUCAAAGCUGCCUCUGUCAAUGUCAAGUCGUUUGCGCACGGCGGCAUGAGCCUACUCCUCGACCUUGCAUCCUCGUCCAACGACGUCCUCGACUUUAUUGGCAACAAUACCAACUCUGUCUUUUCACGAUCCGAACCCAGCGAGGAGGGCAACGCAGCUUCAGGACGGAAGCACGUCGCCUAUACGAGCAUCGCCCUCGUCCUCGUCAUGCUCUUUUUCGCCGUCUGGAUGUAA
This is a messenger RNA of Fusarium vanettenii 77-13-4, 492 nucleotides long. RefSeq lists its product as uncharacterized. NCBI's taxonomy places the organism in Eukaryota, Fungi, Ascomycota, Sordariomycetes, Hypocreales, Nectriaceae. The transcript is spliced from 2 exons. The coding region runs from base 1 to 492 and encodes 163 amino acids. The record is from RefSeq and is a predicted model, not a curated record.